Molecule: messenger RNA, 1495 nt
Organism: Astrephomene gubernaculifera
Lineage: Eukaryota; Viridiplantae; Chlorophyta; Chlorophyceae; Chlamydomonadales; Astrephomenaceae
Source: the annotation of a GenBank genome assembly
GUAAACUCUUCCGACUUAAGAGUGCUUCUUAUACAUAGUAUUCCUUAGAUAGCACUCGACAGUUCCUACAAACUAUUGCUCUUGGAAGUCGAGUCCUAGCUGCCGCCAUACUGAACACGCCGAAGUAGCCGCAAGCUGUGUGUACCCUGAACAAGUAUAAACCGUGCCAAUUAUACUGGUUAAGUCAUUAUCCAAGCGCGUUGGAGAAGUUCUCAGUUCAUCAAUAGGGUUAAACUCUCGCCGUUAACUGUUCCACUUACACCUUUGCUUUUCAAACUGCGGGCCUCGCGACAUCGAUGACUGUGUCAGUUGCGUCGUCCGCUAUAGCAGCGGCGGCAACCUCAUGCGCGGCGGCAUCUGCGGCGCCUCACAGGGUGCCGCAUGCGGAUAAAGCCUGGGAAUGGUUCAGAAGCAUUGGGUCCCCCAAAUACCAUGUGGCGCCGAUGGUUGACCAGUCGGAGCUGCCUUUCCGCUUGCUAUGUCGCCGCCACGGCGCAACUUGUGCCUACACCCCCAUGUUACACGCCCGCAUCUUCACACAAGACAGGAAGUACAGAGAGGAGAUGCUGACCGUCACCCCCGAGGACCGCCCCCUGCUGGUGCAGUUCUGCUCCAACGACCCGCAGCACCUGCUAGCAGCCGCACGCCUGGUGGAGGCAGCGGGGAUGGCGGACGCCAUAGACAUCAACUUUGGCUGCCCGCAGCGCAUCGCGAAGCGGGGCGGCUACGGAGCCUUUCUCAUGGACGAUCUGGACAAGAUCGAGUCCAUGGUGCGGAUACUGGCGCAGAACCUGCGCAUCCCGGUAACCGCAAAGAUCCGCAUUUUCCCGGACCUCUCCAAAACCAUCGCCUACGCUCGCAUGGUGGAAGCAGCAGGCGCCUCCCUGGUUGCCGUACAUGGUCGGCUUCGAGAGCAGAAGGACCUCUCAGCCACUCGAGCCGACUGGGACGCCAUCCGAGCCGUCAAGGCGGCCCUUAGCGUGCCGGUGCUGGCCAACGGCAACAUACGGCACUUGGGUGACGUGGCGGCGUGUUUGGCGUACACGGGUGCGGAUGGCGUGUUGUCGGCGGAGGGGCUGCUGGCGGACCCGGCGCUGUUCGAUGUGCCGGCGCGAGCGGCGGUGGCGGUGGGAGAUUUCGCCGCUCCCCCCUUGGAGCGCCUCGCCCUAGCCGCCGAGUACUGCUCCCUGGUGUCCGCCCACCCGGUGCCGCUGCGCAUGGUUCGCGGCCACGUGCACCGCAUGGUGUGGGACUGGCUGGCGGAGCACACUGACCUGCGGGAGCAGCUCAACAGGGCGCCGCCCACCAUACAGCUCUUCACGCAGGUGGUUGAUGAAAUGCGGGCUCGGGCAGCAGCCAGCGGUCGCGACGCGCCGGUGCCGCAGCUGAGUGCGGCGGAGCUAGCGGCGCUUGAACGGGAGGAGGCGCGGAAGAGCGCCCUGGAGGAGCAAGAGCGCGAGGCUGACGCGUUGGAGAGGCUGGACCGGCGGAAAGG